Messenger RNA from Sinocyclocheilus grahami, 2549 nucleotides. RefSeq names its product glutamic-oxaloacetic transaminase 2a, mitochondrial (gene got2a). Gene Ontology annotation, biological process: biosynthetic process; L-aspartate catabolic process. Gene Ontology annotation, cellular component: mitochondrion. Gene Ontology annotation, molecular function: L-aspartate:2-oxoglutarate transaminase activity; pyridoxal phosphate binding. Bases 100 to 1386 code for a protein of 428 amino acids. Lineage: Eukaryota; Metazoa; Chordata; Actinopteri; Cypriniformes; Cyprinidae. The record is from RefSeq and is a predicted model, not a curated record. The transcript is spliced from 10 exons.
AUGUCCUUGGAGGCGCUAUAAACAACACAAGCAGCAGACAAGUUAAAGUCGCCAGCCAGUGUGCGUUUGUCUUCCACCAAUUCAUCUGCGCUUCCAGCAAUGGCCCUGCUGAAAUCCACCAAGAUUUUGACUAGUGUAGGGGCUCAGGCCCCUGUUUUAGCAGUCCUACAGCUCCGUGCAAGCUCAUGGUGGACUGAGGUACAGAUGGGACCCCCUGAUCCCAUCCUGGGUGUCACAGAGGCUUUUAAGCGUGACACCAACCCCAAGAAGAUGAACCUCGGAGUAGGAGCUUAUAGAGACGAUCAGGGCAAGCCAUUUGUUCUGAGCUGUGUCCGAAAGGCUGAGGCCCAGAUUGCUGCUAAGAAGUUGGAUAAAGAGUACCUUCCUAUUGGAGGGUUGGCAGAAUUUUCAAAGGCCUGCGCUCAGCUGGCUCUUGGACCUGAUAAUGAGGUCUUAAAGAGUGGAAGAAACAUCACCGUCCAGACUAUCUCAGGAACUGGAUCGCUACGUGUUGGUGCUAACUUUGUGUCACGAUUCCACAAUGCGUCCCGGGACGUGUACCUGCCUAAACCCUCCUGGGGAAACCACACCCCUAUCUUCAGAGAUGCAGGCAUGCAGCUAAAGGCCUACUCCUACUAUGACCCCAAAACCUGUGGCUUUGACUUUAAAGGAGCCUUGGAUGAUAUUUCAAAAAUCCCUGAGAAGAGUGUGAUUGUUCUGCACGCGUGCGCUCAUAAUCCCACAGGUGUGGACCCAAGGCCCGAGCAGUGGAAAGAGAUGGCCGCUCUGAUCAAGAAAAGAAAUCUCCUGGUGUUCUUUGACAUGGCUUACCAGGGAUUUGCCAGUGGUGACAUUGAUCGGGAUGCUUGGGCUGUGCGUUAUUUCAUUGAGCAGGGGCACAACGUUCUUCUGUCCCAGUCUUUUGCUAAGAACAUGGGCCUGUAUGGUGAGCGUGUAGGGGGCUUCACGGUGGUCUGUAAGGAUGCUGAAGAGGCUAAGCGUGUGGAAUCCCAGCUGAAAAUUCUCAUUCGGCCCAUCUACUCCAACCCCCCUAUGAAUGGAGCUCGUAUCGCCUCCACCAUUCUCAACACGCCUGAACUCUACAAAGAAUGGCUCGUGGAGGUGAAAGACAUGGCCGACCGCAUCAUUAAGAUGAGGGAGAUGCUUGUGUCGAACCUGAAGAAGGAGGGCUCCACUCAAAACUGGCAGCAUGUCACUGACCAGAUCGGAAUGUUCUGCUUUACGGGACUCAAACCGGAGCAGGUGGAGCGUCUGAUUAAAGAAUUCUCUAUAUACAUGACAAAAGACGGCCGGAUCUCUGUGGCUGGUGUGACGUCUGCAAACGUGGGAUAUCUAGCACACGCCAUCCAUGCUGUUACCAAGUGAAGCUGGCUGCUGAAACUGUAGUUUCAGCAGACAGAGAGCAAGAAAAAGUCAUUUAAAUGAUUUAAAGUCUUCUGCUGCAUGUCUUUUAGGACCAGAUAUGAAAUAGGACUAAUGUAGACUUCCAGUUCACUUGAUUUGGUAUUAUUAAUGUUAAUUCAUGACUCUGAAUGUGAGAAAAUCAAUAAAUGAAGGCAGGAUUCUUCCUUUCAAAGUGAUAAAAACAAGCUUUAAAGGAUAUCGCUUAUCAUGAUUUCCUGUGUCAGAACUGAUAAGAAUGUCUUUUUUUUUUAUGGUACAAAAUGUUCAGAUAGAACAGUUAAUGACAUUUUAAAAAUCAUGUUUUUGUUUUCAAACCAAUAACUAAAUAAGAGUGAUUGAAAAGUUACCCCAUAUGCUUUAGAGAAAUCAUUGAAAGGAGUAAACCAGAUUUCAUGUUUGGACAUUAAUUGUAAAAUCUUUGAAGGACUGUAACCAGUUUAACAUGGUCAUUUCACCUAGAGGAGCAUAAACCAUUACACUUAUCAAACUGAUGAUUCGGCAUCAAAGGUCUUCUUGAGCCAUAACACAUUCUUAGACAUGUUUAUGACUGUAAGGCACUUAUUCUAUACUGCAGCGUAAGCUCAUUAUUAGUAAUGAUAGAUUGUCCAUAAUGUGUGCACCACAUGUGUUCUGGUGUAAUUUAAUAUACAUUUAUCUUGCACUUUUGUCUAGAAGUUCCAAAUGUCACACACAGAUCAUUUCAAAAAUCAUUAGGCAUUCACACUAAUUUUGUGUUUUGUCCUGGCCAUAAAACUCAUAUGUCAAACUUUUUUUUUUUAAAUUGUCACUGCAUCUGUGGACAAAAUCGAAUUAAGAUUCAUUUUGGAAUGAAAACUGAACAAAGUAUAACUGAUAUUUCAGUAGUUAAUUGAUGCUUUAAGAAAAGCUUUACGUGUUUAGUGUGUGGAUGUUGAUAAUGUUGAACAUGCCAUGUUUGUACGGAUUAUUCAGGUUUGAAAAACUGUUCAAAUAUAUAUAUUUGUAUAACUAAUAAUUGUGUUCCUAAAGCAAAUUUAUGAAAUUUCUCCCGAAGUUCUCCGGAAUAGACAUCGAAAUGUCACGAGUAAUACUGUAUGACUCUGUUUAAACAAUGAACAAAAGAAUAAAGGUGAGCUCAACGAAAA